CGGAGACGCAGGGCCAGGCCCCGGCGGUGCGAGGGGAGGAGUUAGAGGAUGGGCGUCAUCUUCCCCACGAGGGGAGCUGGCGGACUACAUUUCCCAGAGACCCCCGCGAGGACGGGGCGGCCGCUUCAUUUGCCUGCGGGACCCUUGGCCUCCAGGGCAGGGAAAGUACGCAGCUAGCGGCCUAGGCACCCGGGGCCUCACCAGGCUGCGCAGGAACGUCCCUGGGCGUCUGAAGGGACAUACCAGGAGAGAUGAAAAUGUACUAAAACUACAUUGUGAUGAGUAUACUAAAAACACUGACUUGUACACUUCAGGAGAACAGCCUUGAGGACUGAUCAUUUCCUGCAAUACUAAAAGCCAUGGCUGAGGGAUCAGUGGUGUUCAAUGAUGUGUCAAUAGACUUCUCUCAGGAGGAGUGGGAGUGCCUGGACCCUGCUCAGAGGGACUUGUACAGAGAUGUGAUGUUGGAAAACUAUAGCAAUCUGGUUUCGAUGGGAUUUUACAUUCCUAAGCCUCAAGUGAUCUCUUUACUGGAACAAGGAAAAGAGCCCUGGAUGGUGGGCAGAGAGCUUACAAGAGGCCUGUGUUCAGACCUGGAAUCAAUGUGUGAAAGCAAGUUAUUAUCUCUAAAGAAAGAAGUUUAUGAAAUAGAGUCAUGCCAGAGGGAGAUAAUGGGACUUACAAAGCCUGGCCUUGAAUACUCCAGCUUUAGAAAUGUUUUAGAAUAUAGAAGUCAUUUUGCCAGACAAAAUGGGCUUUUAAGUCAAGAAGUAUUCUCUAAUGAAUAUGUACCCACAUUUAUUCAACAGUCUUUCAUUACUCUACAUCAAAUAAUGAAUAAUGAAGAAAAACCCUAUGAAUGUAAAAAAUGUGGAAAGACCUUUAGUCAGAACUCACAAUUUAUUCAACAUCAGAGAAUUCAUAUUGGUGAAAAAUCUUAUGAAUGUAAGGAGUGUGGGAAAUUCUUUAGUUGUGGCUCACAUGUUACUCGGCAUCUGAAAAUUCAUACUGGUGAAAAACCCUUUGAAUGUAAAGACUGUGGAAAGGCUUUCAGUUGUAGCUCAUACCUUUCUCAACAUCAGAGAAUUCAUACUGGUAAGAAACCCUAUGAAUGUAAGGAGUGUGGGAAAGCCUUUAGUUAUUGCUCAAAUCUUAUUGAUCACCAGCGAAUUCACACUGGUGAAAAACCCUACAAAUGUAAAGUAUGUGGGAAAGCCUUUACUAAGAGCUCUCAGCUGUUUCAACAUGUGCGGAUUCAUACAGGCGAGAAACCCUAUGAAUGUAAGCAAUGUGGCAAAGCCUUUACUCAGAGCUCAAAACUUGUUCAGCAUCAGAGAAUCCACACUGGUGAGAAACCCUAUGAGUGUAAGGAAUGUAGCAAAGCCUUUAGCAGUGGCUCAGCACUUACUAACCAUCAGAGAAUCCACACUGGUGAGAAACCCUACAAUUGCAAGGAAUGUGGGAAGGCUUUUACUCAGAGCUCACAACUUCGCCAACAUCAGAGAAUUCAUGCUGGUGAGAAGCCCUUUGAAUGUCUUGAAUGUGGGAAGGCUUUUACUCAGAACUCACAACUUUUCCAGCAUCAGAGAAUCCAUACAGAUGAAAAACCAUAUGAAUGUAGUGAAUGUGGAAAGGCUUUCAAUAAAUGCUCAAAUCUUACUCGCCAUUUGAGAAUUCACAGUGGUGAGAAGCCCUAUAAUUGUAAGGAAUGUGGGAAGGCCUUUAGUAGUGGCUCAGAUCUCAUUCGUCAUCAAGGAAUUCAUACUAACUAAUAAUAAAAAUUAUGACUCUUGUCAUCUUAAUGUUUUAGACAAAAAUUCAUAUUUGGUAGUUACCCUGUAUCUAUGUUUUAUUUGUAUGCAAGUUUUCAAUCCAAAUGCAUUUCACUCUAGGAUAUGAAUUUAGAGUCUAAAUUGACAUCCCCUCCAUAUUGUAGCAAUCAAUGCAAGUUGUUCAGUAAUUCUUUCUUUCCCCCAUUGUUUGGUGCUAUAUUAUAUUCUUGUAUGUAUUUGCUUGUAUUUUAGAGUUCUUCCCUUUUCUGAUAUUUGUUAUUUUAAAAAAAAUUUUGUAGUUUUGUAUGGAGAGAAUGCCUUUGUUUAUUUUUAUAUGGUGCUGAGGAUCAAACCCAGUGAGUAACUCACACAUGCUAGGCAAGCUCUCUGCCACUGAGCUACAGCCCCAGCCUUGUUCUUGCAUUAGUAUCACACUGUUUAAAUUGUGUGACCUUUCAUAAUUUGAAAUUCCUUGUGGAAUUAUAAAUUUGGGGCGGGGGUCAGUGCUGGGGAUUAAACUCAGGGGCUCUCAACCACCGAGCACAUCCCCGACUCUGUAUUUUAUUUAGAGAAAGGGUCUCACUGAGUUGCUUAGUGCCUUGUUUUUGCCAAGGCUGGCUUUGAACUCACAAUCCUUCUGCCUCAGCCUCCCGAGCUGCUGGGAUUACAAAUGUGUGCCACUGUACCCAGCUAUAACUUUGUUUUUGAAGUCAGUAUUAAUUUUUUUGUUUCAUUUCACAAGUUUAUAUUUUUAUUGUAAAACAAUCAGAAAACAUAAAAAGGCAGAAGCUAAAAAAGCCAAAAUGAAUUAUAGUUAUGCUAUAGAUGACUGCUCUCAAUUUGGUAGAGCAAAUUCUGCUAGACAUCAUAUUUUAAGGAAGUGAAGUCAUGGCAUGUAUGCCAUAUCGUCACUUGCUUUUAUUAUACCAAAAACAUAAUAGCCAUUUUAGUAAAUAUAGGUUUUUAUUAUUUUUAAUGACAUAUACCUUUUUAAAAUGACUAUUAUUCAAGUUAGGAUUGCCUCUAAAUUUUUAUAGUGUGUAAGCUUUUAUCUUUAAAUGCCUGGUUUUUCCUUUAAAACAUUUAUUUUAAUUGCUGAAAUUAGUCAUGUUUUCUCUUUAUAAACUAUUUUGUUCCUUUUCAUUAAUCCAAAUCCUAAAGCCAUAUUGGAAAAGUAAUCACUGUUUACAAAAGUGUUUAUUCUUCCAGAUACUUAACACAUUUUUUCUUAUACAUGUUAGUCGUGUUUUAUUUCUUACAUAUAAAUAUAUACAAUCGUGUAUGUAUUGGUUUGGCCAUGAGGACUCAGUGAAUUGGUACAAGGUACUUAGAUCUAUUCCUACCAACUAGUAUAUGUUUAAUAAAUGUUAUUCCUACCAACUAGUAUAUGUUUAAUAAAUGUUUUUCUCUAUUAUCAUUGAUCUACUCAUUCUCAUAAUUAUCUUCAUUAUGAUUUGUGGGAAGGACUUUAAUCAUAUUGUUUAACUUUGUCAAAGAAUUCAUAAAGGAAGAAGAAAAAUAAUUAUAAUGACUAUGGGAAAGAACACCUUUCCCCUACUACUCCUUGGUCAGUGUGGAAUUUUAAAAGGGAAAAAAGAUUUAUGUGGAUAGUCUUUAUUCAGACUUCAUCCUUCAUGCUGUAGGAAGAAUGCCUUGGUUAUAGCGAUGGGCAGUUUAAAAUCACAACUGUCACAAUAGCAAGAAGAGUUGAUAUUUUUCCUAAUUGGUUCCAAAAAAGCAGAAAGCAUACAGAUCACAUUCUUUGCACAGAAUAAGGAAAAGAGUAAAAGUAGAUGACCAUCAAAUAUCUGAGUGUUAGUUCAAUAUCUCCUCUUAAUUAACAUGGGUUAAGGAAAUAUAUCACUUUGUAUAUGUUAUUCAGAUGCAAAUGAAACUGACAACACUGUUGAAAAACCUGUGGCAAUAAAAGCUGUAUCGAAGAUUUUUAACUUAAUGUACAUGUGUAUAUCAAAGUGCUAUAAAGAUUAUUAACAAAUAAAAUUACAAUGGAAUCCAAGAACCUAAAAUAGGCAAAAGUGUAUUUUGAGAGGAGGAAGGGAUUAUAAAAAGAAAUAAAAAUUAUCAAAAGCAAAAAUUUUAAUUAUUUUUUGGAAAAGAGAAAGGGAGACAAAUUUUAGUGAUUCCAGUGAUGAAAUAAAGAUGAAAAUAGAUGGUAUUGAGAAUGAAAAACUGAAAUGAUGAUAUGUUUAAACUGAAAAGGACCCUUUUCUUGUUGAGUGAUGAAAAUGUGGAAUUACUGUUCUAGAUGUCACAAAUUUGUGAAUAUGCUGGAAACCACUAAACACUUUAUGAUGUAUGUUUUGUAUCCAGUUAAAUAAAAAACUUAAAUUUCA
This is a messenger RNA of Marmota monax (woodchuck), 4126 nucleotides long. RefSeq names its product zinc finger protein 383 (gene Znf383). Bases 360 to 1772 code for a protein of 470 amino acids. NCBI's taxonomy places the organism in Eukaryota, Metazoa, Chordata, Mammalia, Rodentia, Sciuridae. Gene Ontology annotation, biological process: regulation of DNA-templated transcription. The transcript has 6 exons. The record is from RefSeq and is a predicted model, not a curated record.